UUUAAUUGCAUUUCCAAAAAUGUCAAGCUCCUAAUUCACAGUGUGGACAAUACAAAUUCCUUGCACCCUUGCAAUGUAUUCUGACCCAUUUCUAUCUCACUCAUCCUCAUCCCCUCUAACCACUUCAUCCUCAUCACCACACUCAGCAUCAUUUCCUUCGAUUCCGAUGGCUACCUCUUCUACAUCUACAACCGUAAUCAAUGGUUCGACCAACAGCAAUUCCAUCACCAAGAAUCAAGCCUUGAUCAACUCUAUCAUAUUUUGCAUACUAUGUCUAGUUUGUAUAAUUACUUUUGCCAUGUUGACAUUUCGACCAGAUUAUAAUUCCAAUCCUAUUCCUAAGGUCCUAGUAGACUCAACCUCAUUUCUAUCAGUUACCAAUAUCUCGGACUCACAGACCACCACAACAUUCAACAUGGUUUUCUCUUUUAGAAAUGCAAGGGAGCUUGCAAAUUACCCUUUGCUAUAUGCAACUAUGUACCUGCAUCAUGAUCACAAGUAUCUCUCUGACAAAGGACUUCCAUCUUUUGUUCAAAAACCCAACGAAGAGACGCAAGUUAAGGCUGAGUUUAGGCUCACUGACUGUUUUCUUGCAAGUGAUUUGGCUAGUGGGGAAGUAAAUGUUGAUGUUGAGCUAAUGGCUACCAUUUUAGUUAAGCUGCCCUUUGACAAGAGGGUAUAUGUGUCAAGAUUCAUUUGCUCGGAUCUGAAGUUUGCAAAGUCUUCUCCCAAGGUUGAUGGUAACUGAACAAUUCUGGGUAGUACCAUUACUUGUAUGGAUGUGUUGUUGUAACUUGUAAGUUACAUACCAAGCAGAAAAGAAAAGAAGUAUUAGUAUUAAGCUAAGUUUUCCUUUGAACUUAUUGCUUUUUUUAGUUAACUAUAAAGGAUAAUGAACUAGGUACAGAGUGGGUUCUCCCACUUCAAUAUCCUUUCAUCUUGCUGAUUGAACCUGUUUGUACUUGGUUUCAAAGAUUGAAUUCACAACUUUCUUGGUGUGUUUAUUU
This is a messenger RNA of Quercus lobata, 1007 nucleotides long. RefSeq lists its product as uncharacterized. Lineage: Eukaryota; Viridiplantae; Streptophyta; Magnoliopsida; Fagales; Fagaceae. The coding region runs from base 74 to 748 and encodes 224 amino acids. The record is from RefSeq and is a predicted model, not a curated record. The transcript has a single exon.